Gallus gallus (chicken) is the source of this 1403-nucleotide messenger RNA. RefSeq lists its product as uncharacterized. The transcript has 2 exons. Gene Ontology annotation, molecular function: ubiquitin protein ligase activity. Gene Ontology annotation, biological process: protein polyubiquitination; protein monoubiquitination. The coding region runs from base 384 to 1403 and encodes 339 amino acids. Lineage: Eukaryota; Metazoa; Chordata; Aves; Galliformes; Phasianidae. The record is from RefSeq and is a predicted model, not a curated record.
CCACGGUGAUGUCCCCAGGCAAUGGGCUGUGACAUCACCGGGUGACGGAUUGUGACUGCUUAGCCCUCGCUGCUCAUAGUGGGGUGCCAGCAGAGCCUGGCUCAGUCUGGCUCGUUCCUGGACCGUGCUGAGCAGCUGUGCGAGGCUUGGAGGUCGAGCAAGGUUUUGGCUGUGCUGUGCUGGGUCGUGCCUGGGGCUGCUCGCAGUAUCUCAGUGCCUGACCCCGCAGCAUCGCUUCUGUUUCCCUGGCCCUGUCCAGAGCAGGCAGCCAGGGCUCUACUGAGCGCACCCGCAGCAGCGGAGUGCAACACCACCGCUGCAGCUCUGGUGAAGGAGAACGACUCGUCAUCCUCCGUUCUCCCAGCCCCUGCAGCGAGAAGACCAUGGCCGCAGAAGAGGCAUGGACAUGCUCCAUCUGCCGCGACGUGCGACAGGACGUCGCCUACGCGAUUCCAUGCAACCACAUGUUCUGCCUCGGCUGCAUCCAGCGCUGGGCGAGGCUGAGGGACAGCUGCCCGCUGUGCAGGAUGGCCAUGCAGACCAUCCGGGUCUCUGUGCGGGGAGACGACGAGUACGUGGAGUGCAUCGUCUCCCCGCCCGCGGUGCCAGUGCCCGCCGGCUUCAGCGCCACCGCCGGCCCCAGCGGCUCUGCGGCGUCUGGUCCACCCUCCGCGCCGCCAUCUCCUGGGCCCGUGGCCGCGGAGGGGGAGAGAGUGGGCGGCCUCCUGCCAGAGGUCUGGGCAGCACUGUUCAGGGAGAGACGUGACAUCCUCGACCCGGUGCUGCCCUGGCUGGAGCAGGAAUUCCGCCGCAACGGGGAGCAGCGCUGGUGGAAGAUCAGCUGGCUGAAAAGCAUGAUCCUGGCAUUCCUGUGCCAGGUGGGGCCGGACAGGGACACCCUGGUGCAGUGCGCAGAGCACGCCCUGGGACCCAUCACCGCACCGCUCAUCGACGCUCUCGUCACAACCAUCGAGAGCCGGUGCGGCCAGGGGGCCCGGAGGCUGCUGGGCCUCGAAGACCUCAGCGCUGCCCAGGAGCACGAGGGAGGGCCCGAAGACGCCAGCGCUGCACAGGAGCAGGAGGGCGGCCCCGCGGCCCCAUCCAGUCCCGCCGCCUCCCCGCAGGGGACCGUCGCCCCCAGCGCCGCGCCCUCCUGCAGCUCUACGGGUGCCGAUGCGGAGGAGCUCCCCGGCACGUCCAGCGGGGCCCGAGGCAGAGGUCUUGGCCAGCCGGGUCCCGAGGCAGCCGGUCCCUCUGAGCAGGGCCACAGCCGCGGCUCCUCCGCUCGCGGCCGGGGCCCGAAGCGCUCGGCUGGGGGGCCCCGGCGCCCCACAAAGAGGAGGGCCGGCAGUGCCCAGCGCGCUCCUCCGCCCUGCAAGAGGCGGCCCCCCCGGCGCCUCUAG